AUGGAUCCCUCCGUCUUCGAGGAAGCUUUUCCUCCUCUAACGCGCCCUCUCCUUCCUUCCACUGCUGCUGGAAACAAAUCUUCACGUUCGUGGGAUCGCAUCCUCUCUGGACCAACUUCUAAUGCAUGUGAGUUUCUGAUAUCCCCCUUGCCAACAGAAGAAGAAAUCAUCAAUUUCCCCACUGAAGACAUUGCUGAAGCUAUUAAUGAAUGGGAUCAGGCGCUUGUUGGCUACUCUCUCGGUAAGAGACCUUACUAUGAGGCGCUACUUAACUCUGUUAAAAAGCUCUGGAAUCUUAAAGGUAGUCUGAAACUUAUCUCUCUUAGCGAUGGGUUUUUUCUGUUCAAAUUUUCUAACGCGAAAGAUUUCGACCUUGUUUGGAGUAGAGGUGCUUGGUUUAUUCUUGAAAAACCUUUUAUUUUUCAAAAAUGGAAUUCUCACUUUUCCCCAACUCGUGAAGAACUUUUAUCUGUCUCGAUCUGGUUUAAGAUCCAUGAUCUUCCUUUAUGUUGUUGGACCCCUGUUGGAAUAUCAAAAAUUGCCACCAAAGUUGGCCAUCCGCUUGCGGUUGACGCACUUACUGCUUCUAAGUCCAGACUUACCUUUGCUAGGGUUUGUGUUCAAGUUGAUGACAAAGCGACUUUUCCUGAAACUAUACAUAUAUGUGUUGAAGGCAAACUUUUUAACUUAAAAAUUCAAUAUAAAUGGCGUCCUACCUUCUGUGAAUUUUUCGGUUCGCUUAAUCACUCUUCUUCAAAAUGUUCUGCUAAUCCUAACCCUGAAAUUAACCACAUUCCUAAUCCUCCUAGGGGGAGAAGCACUAGUCGUAGACCUAUACCUCAGUCCUUAAACUCGAAAGGUAUUCUCCCUAUUCCUAAUUCUACUACCAUUAAUUCUGAUAUUGUUGGUGAUUCUGCUAAAAACCUUAAAGAUAUACCAGUAAAUACAGAUCAUGAUUUGAUUCCUACUUCGGCUUAUGCUCUUACUAAGGCGACUAAUCAAAACACUCUACCCAUUAGUUCAGCUAUGCAUACUAAUGUUGUGGAUAUUCCAACGAAAGAGGGGGCUGUUCUUAACUCUGAGAUAACUAAAAUUAACAAAAAUGUUGAGCAAUGUCCAUUGACUGAUAAUACUAUCCCUAUUAAUAUUAUAGCAGGGGCAAGCUCUAACAUCCCUAAUCUCAAUUCUCCUACUUCUUUGACUUCCUCUACCUCUGCUUCCAUGUUUCAUUCAGAUGGUCAGAAGGAGUAUAGAGUAACUUCUGCUAACAAGUUUAGCGUGGUUCAAGAUGAUAAUGAAGAUGAUUCCUCUUCAUCUUUGCAUAAUGAGGGAAUGGAAGAUUCCAAAGGUAUCCUCUCUUCUAAUCUUCUGGACCCUUGGUUCUGCUCUACUCACAAAAUUUUUGAAAAUGAGCUCAGCUUCGAUAACUUUGAUCUUGCUACUCCUGCACGCAUAUGGAUAAAAUGGAAUUCAGAUAAAGUCUCUUUUAAUCCUAUUUCUUCUUCUCCUCAUAUGAUUUCGGGUCAUUUAAUGGUGGGGUCUCAAAUUAUCAUGCUCAUCUCUGCUGUUUACGCUUCCAAUUCUUUUGAAGAGAGAAAUAAGCUAUGGGUUGAAUUAAGGGAAGUCAAUCCGCAUGGUGCUCUGCCUUGGGCUGUGAUUGGUGAUUUCAAUACAUGCAGAUUGCAAACAGAGAAAAAAGGUGGGAAUAUUAUCACAAUGGAUAGGCUUUAUCCAUUUAAUUCUUUCAUAUUUGAUAAUAAUUUGAUUGAUCUUCCUUCCACUGGUAACUUUCAUACCUGGUUCAAUCAAAGACAAGACAAUCCCAUUCAUCUUAAGUUGGACCGGGUUUUAGUGAAUGAAACCUGGAUUAAUCAAUUCCCUAACUCUCACUAUAAUGUGUUGAGUAGUCUUGUAUCUGAUCAUACUCCACUCAUUCUCAUAGAUGUCCCUACUAAGAAAACUCCUAAGAGGUUUAUGUAUAAAAACUAUUGGAGCCAUAUUCCGGAUUUCUGGAGCAUUCUUUGA
Dendrobium catenatum is the source of this 2025-nucleotide messenger RNA. RefSeq lists its product as uncharacterized. The record is from RefSeq and is a predicted model, not a curated record. The transcript has 2 exons. Bases 1 to 2025 code for a protein of 674 amino acids. Lineage: Eukaryota; Viridiplantae; Streptophyta; Magnoliopsida; Asparagales; Orchidaceae.